This is a messenger RNA of Vigna unguiculata (cowpea), 942 nucleotides long. RefSeq names its product transcription factor MYB106-like. Lineage: Eukaryota; Viridiplantae; Streptophyta; Magnoliopsida; Fabales; Fabaceae. The record is from RefSeq and is a predicted model, not a curated record.
AUGGAGGAUAGCAGAAAUUUUCCAUUAACACUGGGAAGGAUGCGAUGCUGUGAGAAUGUAGGGUUGAAGAAAGGACCAUGGACUCCAGAAGAAGACAACAAGCUCCUCGACUACGUUCGGAACCAUGGUCAUGGAAAAUGGCGUUCAGUGCCUGCCAAAGCGGGUCUUCAAAGAUGUGGAAAGAGUUGCAGAUUGAGGUGGAUUAACUAUCUCAAACCUGACAUCAAACGAGGAAACUUCAGCGCCGAGGAAGACCGCACCAUUAUUCAACUUCAUGCUCUCCUUGGAAACAAAUGGUCAAUCAUAGCAGCUCACCUGCCCCAAAGAACAGACAAUGAGAUAAAGAACUAUUGGAAUACCAACAUCAAGAAAAGACUCAUCACAAUGGGCUUAGAUCCCAUUUCCCACAAAACAAUAAAACCCAACACGUUUGAAGCCUGCGGUGAUGGCCAUGACCAGUCCAAAGACACCAUCAACAUCUACCACAUGGCUCAAUGGGAAAGUGCUCGACUUGAAGCUGAAGCCAGAGGAUCUAUGGUGCAAGUUGGAUCGGGAUCCUCGCGUUCCUCUGGGCUAAUUUUAAGCAAAAUUCCAAUCCAACCUUGUCUUUCAUCACAUUCAGUGUCAACCGAACCCAAUACAGUGUAUAACAUGUAUGCCCUGGUGCUUGCCCCAAAUCAUGAUUUUCGGUCAUCUGUAUCCACUUUGAGCUUUCCCAGGUUUCCUGCAGUUUCUAAUACUCCACAAAUCACGAAUAAAGAAAGUUCACUUUCAUAUAAGAGUGAUAAUAGUUUCAUGGGAGCUAGUGGCCAAAGAAAAAAGGUAAUGGAAAGUUGGGUAUCAAACUUACAAGAUGAUGACAUUAUGGUGGCUGUGGAAGCAUUUAGAACAGCAAGGUCUGACAGUAUCGAAGAGCUGUUUAAAGAACCCACUUCCGUUUAG